Molecule: messenger RNA, 6099 nt
Organism: Suricata suricatta (meerkat)
Lineage: Eukaryota; Metazoa; Chordata; Mammalia; Carnivora; Herpestidae
Gene: EEA1
Product: early endosome antigen 1
Exons: 34
Coding region: 1-5229 (1742 amino acids)
Biological process (GO): endocytosis
Cellular component (GO): early endosome
Molecular function (GO): metal ion binding; 1-phosphatidylinositol binding
Source: RefSeq, a predicted model, not a curated record
AUGGGAAUUGCUUGUAGUGUUGAUUUGGUGCAAUUGGGCUACUGCAAAGUUCUGCAGAAGAAAAAGGAGCCACCGCAGCCAGUCGUGGCGAAGACAAACCACCGCCAGCUGAAGAGCUCCGGGAAUGGCCGCGUAAAUGGAGAGUUAGUGCGCGCAGACGGGCGGGGAGCGCCCCGUGGGAGAUUGCGGGAAGCUUCCUCAGCCUCUGCAUCCUCCGCGCCCCCUGCGCCCCCCAACUUCGCCCGCACCUGCCACCCUCGGCUGCGGCUUCUCAGCCGGACGCUGGGGCGGGGCGAUGUGGUGAAACCUGGCCUAGCUCGGGCCCACUUAUCGGCAAAGUCAGCCGAGAAAGAAGAUCUUACGCAGCAAGGGCCAUGCCCUUUACCCUUGCCGUCCGUUCCUGUGUUCAAUAGUAAAGACAUCUGUGCAGGAUUUGUUGGUAGUACUGGAGAUUUUUCUUUAAUGGGACCUGGAGGAACUGCUAUUCUGCACAGCGGUGCCGUGCGAGGCUCCGCAGAUCAUGCGCCUCUGGACGCACAGCCAUGCAGCUGCGAAGGUCCAUGUGCCUCUGGACACACAGCUGCCCCGCCUGCAUGGCUGUCCGAGGAUCUGUGCGCCGGCAGACACACAGCUUUCUGCGGGCCCAGUGCCAAGCCUCUGGGCGCUUUGUCUCCUGGCUCCGCUUUGGGCUGUCGCUCCCUCCCUCAAAGUCUCCAGUCCCAGUGCGCACUCACUCAGCCAUCCAUGAGGCUGCUGUCAUUUAUGGAUAUAUUAUUAAUAUCUACUUUGAUUUUUUUUCUCUCUUCUCUGUUUCAGACUCCUGGGAGAGUUGGCUCUCAAGGUUCUGAUUUAGAUUCAUCAGCUGCUCCUAUAAACACAGUGGAUGUCAAUAAUGAAAGCUCUUCCGAGGGUUUCAUCUGUCCGUUAUGUAUGAAAAGAUGUAUAACUGCUAGUGAUUUGUCGGAGCAUUACCAGCAAGUGCACGCUGAAAAUGAGACAAGAGGACAGGAGCUUCUUAAUGACUCCAGUGUUACUGGUUUCAUAUGUCCCCAGUGUAUGAAAUCCCUUGGAUCUGCUGAUGAACUUUUCAAACACUAUGAAGUAGUUCAUGAUGCUGGUAAUGAUUCCAGUCACGGAGGAGAGGCCCUUGCUCUGAAGCGAGAUGAUUUAACACUACUUAGACAAGAGGUCCAAGACCUUCAAGCUUCACUUAAGGAAGAAAAAUGGUACUCAGAAGAAUUAAAGAAAGAAUUAGAAAAAUUUCAAGGGCUUCAGCAACAAGAGUCUAAACCUGAUGGAUUGGUGGCUGAUUCAUCUGCAGAAUUACAGUCUUUGGAACAACAAUUAGAAGAAGCCCAAACAGAAAAUUUUAAUAUUAAGCAAAUGAAAGACCUAUUUGAACAGAAAGCAGCCCAACUUGCCACUGAGAUUGCAGAUUUAAAGUCAAAAUAUGAUGAAGAAAGGAGUCUUCGAGAAGCUGCUGAACAAAAAGUGACAUAUCUGACAGAAGAAUUAAACAAAGAAACAACUAUAAUUCAAGAUCUGAAGACUGAACUGCUUCAGAGACCUGGUAUAGAAGAUGUUGCCGUGCUAAAGAAAGAACUGGUACAAGUUCAAACGCUAAUGGACAGCAUGACGUUAGAGCGUGAAAAAGAAUCUGAAAAACUCAAAGAUGAGUGCAAAAAGUUACAAGCAGAAUAUGCUAAUUCAGAGGCCACAAUAAGCCAGCUAAGGAGUGAACUUGCUAAAGGCCCUCAGGAAGUUGCUGUAUAUGUGCAGGAACUACAAAAACUUAAAAGUUCACUUAAUGAAUUAACACAAAAAAAUCAGAACUUAACCGAAAAGCUUCAUAAGGAAGAACUGGAGUGUACUCAGUUAGAGGAGAAAUAUAAUGAAGAAUGUGUGAGUAGAAAGAAUAUACAAGCAAGCCUUCAUCAGAAAGACCUAGAUUGUCAACAGCUUCAGUCAAGAUUAUCUGCAUCUGAAACCUCCCUGCAAAGAAUACAGGCAGAGCUAGGUGAAAAAGGAGAAGCUACACAGAAACUCAAGGAAGAAUUAUCAGAAGUAGAGACCAAGUACCAGCAUCUGAAGGCUGAAUUUAAACAGCUGCAACAGCAGAGAGAAGAAAAAGAGCAGCACGGGUUACAACUCCAAAGUGAAAUUAACCAACUACAUAGCAAACUUCUGGAGACAGAGCGCCAACUAGGCGAAGCUCAUGGUAGGCUAAAGGAGCAGAGACAGCUUUCAAGUGAAAAGUUGAUGGAUAAAGAACAGCAAGUGGCUGAUCUACAACUCAAACUUUCUCGUUUAGAAGAACAGUUGAAGGAAAAAGUAACGAAUUCUACAGAAUUGCAGCAUCAAUUAGAUAAAACAAAGCAACAGCAUCAAGAACAACAAGCUCUUCAGCAAAGCACUACAGCCAAACUGCGAGAAGCUCAGAAUGAUUUAGAGCAAGUGCUACGUCAAAUUGGUGAUAAGGACCAAAAGAUCCAGAACCUUGAAGCCUUAUUACAGAAGAGUAAAGAAAAUAUUACCUUAUUAGAAAAAGAAAGAGAAGAUCUUUAUGCAAAAAUUCAGGCUGGUGAAGGAGAGACUGCUGUUCUUAACCAGUUACAAGAAAAAAACCAUACCUUACAGGAACAAGUAACUCAACUAACAGAGAAGCUGAAGAAUCAGUCAGAAAGCCAUAAACAAGCCCAGGAGAAUUUGCAUGACCAAGUGCAAGAGCAGAAGGCACAUCUUAGAGCUGCACAAGACCGUGUCCUUUCCUUAGAAACUAGUGUCAGUGAACUAAGUAGUCAAUUAAAUGAAAGCAAGGAGAAGGUCUCCCAGCUUGACAUACAGAUUAAAGCCAAAACUGAAUUAUUGCUAUCAGCAGAAGCAGCAAAAACUGCUCAAAGAGCAGAUCUUCAGAAUCAUUUGGACACAGCCCAGAAUGCAUUACAGGAUAAACAGCAGGAGUUAAAUAAGAUCACUACUCAGUUGGAUCAGGUCACUGCAAAGUUACAGGAUAAGCAAGAACACUGCAGUCAGUUGGAAAGUCAUCUUAAAGAAUAUAAAGAGAAACACCUUUCUUUAGAACAAAAAACUGAGGAAUUAGAGGGUCAAAUUAAGAAACUAGAAGCUGAUACUCUCGAAGUUAAAGGAAGCAAGGAGCAAGCUUUGCAGGAUCUACAACUGCAAAGACAGCUGAACACAGAUUUAGAGCUUAGAGCCACAGAGUUGAGUAAACAACUUGAAAUGGAGAAAGAAAUAGUAUCCAGUACAAAGUUGGAACUACAGAAAAAAUAUGAAGCUCUUGAAAAUAUGAAGCAAAUGCUUACCAAGCAAGAGGAAGAAAAAAAAGUCCUUAAACAAGAAAUUGAAAAUUUAAGUCAAGAUGCAAAGAUGCAACACAAGGAAUUGAAUAACAAAAUUCAAACAUCAGCAGCAGAACUACAAAAACUGAAGGUGGAGAAAGAAACUCUAAGGACAGAGCUUUCUACAGCUAAAGAGAAUUUAUCAAAAGUUUCUGAUUCUUUGAAGAACUCCAAAAGUGAAUUUGAAAAGGAAAAUCAGAAAGGAAAAGCUGUUAUAUUAGAUUUGGAAAAAACUUGCAAAGAAUUAAAGCAUCAGCUUCAAGUACAGACAGAAAAUGCGCUUAAGGAACAGAAUGAACUGAAAAAGUCACUUGAAAAAGAGAAGCAGACUUCUCAUCAGUUGAAGUUGGAACUCAGUUCAAUGCAGGGACAAGUUGCACAGGCCCAGAAUACUUUAAAACAAAAGGAAAAAGAAGAACAGAAACUUCAGGGGAACAUAAAUGAGUUAAAGCAAUUGACUGAACAGAAGAAAAAGCAAAUUGAAGCACUCCAAGGAGAUGUGCAAGUUGCUAUUUCACAGAAGACAGCGCUUGAGAAUAAAUUACAGCAGCAGUCAGCACAAGCAGCCCAGGCACUUGCAGCAGAGAAAGAGAGCACGUCGGCGCUACAAAAUUCCUAUGAAAAAAGUCAGGAAAAUUUAAAACAGCUUCAAUCUGAUUUCUAUGGGAAGGAAUCUGAACUUCUUGCCACAAGGCAAGAUCUUAAGUCUGUAGAAGAGAAGCUUUCUCUAGCACAGGAGGACUUAAUUUCAAACAGAAAUCAAAUUGGAAACCAAAAUAGAUUAAUUCAAGAACUGAAGAGUGCUACGGCUACCUUGGAGCAGAAUUUAGCAAAGAAAGAGCAGCAGUUGAAGGAGCAGUGUAAAAUGCUACAAGAUGUUCAAAAAGAAAAGUCACUGAAAGAAAAAGAACUAGUAAAUGAAAAAUCUAAAUUGGCAGAGAUAGAGGAUAUUAAGUGUAGACAGGAAAAAGAAAUUGCUAAAUUGAGUGAAGACCUCAAGUCCCACAAGCAAGAAAGCAUAAAGGAAGUAACAAAUCUCAAGGAUGCCAAACAGCUUUUGAUUCAGCAGAAACUAGAGCUUCAAGGGAAAGCAGAUUCCCUGAAGACAGCCCUUGAACAGGAGAAGAGGAACCAGCAGAUGCUAAAGGAGCAGGUGAAAAAGGAAGAAGAAGAGCUGAAGAGAGAGUUUGCUGAGAAGGAAGCUAGACUGCAUUCCGAAAUAAAAGAAAAAGAAGUGGGAAUGAAGAAGCAUGAAGAAAAUGAAGCUAAACUUACCAUGCAGAUUACAGCGUUAAAUGAAAACUUGGGCACUGUCAAGAAGGAGUGGCAGUCCAGCCAACGUCGCGUCAGCGAGCUCGAGAAACAGACGGAUGACCUGCGGGGUGAAAUUGCAGUACUAGAAGCCACAGUUCAGAAUAAUCAGGAUGAAAGGAGAGCACUCCUAGAAAGAUGUCUUAAAGGAGAAGGUGACAUAGAAAAACUUCAAACCAAAGUGCUGGAACUGCAGAGGAAGCUGGAUAACACAACCGCAGCGGUGCAGGAGCUGGGCAGGGAGAAUCAGUCCCUCCAAAUCAAACACACACAAGCGUUGAAUAGGAAAUGGGCUGAAGACAAUGAAGUACAAAACUGUAUGGCCUGUGGGAAAGGCUUCUCAGUAACAGUGAGACGGCACCACUGCAGACAAUGUGGAAAUAUCUUCUGUGCUGAGUGUUCAGCCAAAAAUGCCUUAACUCCUUCUUCUAAGAAGCCUGAAGAAGACAAAGCUGCUGGUACAGGAUUAGUUUAUUUGAAGAAAAACAAAGGAAACAUGAAGACCUCAAUGCAGUGUACAAAUAACAUUUUGUUCAACUACCUCUUAAUGUGGAAUUAGCUAGUUUGAUAGUCUCCUCACAGUAAUGUUAAAUAGUAACUGCCAAAUUUGUUAGUUUCCCAUCUCUCUUAGAAAGGCUUUAAGAUUAUUUUAUAGUUUUGAGAACUUUGAAGCCACUUUUUUUUAACUUUGCAUUUGCAUAAAAAUGUUUAGCUUCUAAGUGGAGAGCAAAUUAUGAUCAUAUAUUUUGAUAUUCAUGACCUAUUUGACUAUAGCAAUUUUUUUUAAUGCACUUUGGCUAUAAAACCAUGGAUGAUUUGAUCCAUAAGAUUUAAAUGUGCCAUCAAUUUAGUAUUCCUAGACAUGAGUUUGAUGAGCGGUGUUCUGUAAUUAUAAUGUGCCACACAUUAUCGUGUCUUAAUUGCCCUUUGCCUGAAUUUUAAUGAUCAAUUUGUUAUUGUUGCAGAUGUGAAUAUUGUGCAUAAACUUACUAAAUUUAUGUAAAAUUGUAUAAAAUAGAAUUGGAGAUAGCUAAGUUCUUUCUGUGUAGAAGUAAUGAAUUUAUUGUAACAUGAUGCCGUUAUGUAUAUGACAUUCUGUACUUCCUUGAACUGGAUCUCAUAUUCAUAGUUUCUAUAGAAACUUUUGCAUGAAUAUUUUCUCAUUUAGGUUUUGGAUUCAUUGUUUGUAUUGUGUUUACUACUUGUGAUCAUGUAGUUGUGCCUUAUUUUGUGAGAGAGUUUAGCUCAGUAAAUACUGUAAGUUCUAAACUCAGUGAGUGGAAGGUUAUUGAUGAUAAAUGUGACUGGUGAAUUACACAGCAGCAUUCAAAUCUGUAUAAAGAAAAAUGGAAGGAUCCUUAUUGAAUUGUUGAUUUUGUUUUUUUUAAUUUGUUAAAGACGAUAUUAAAAACCAUUUCUUUCUAGUAGA